AUGUCCGGCAUGCAGGCCUUUUCACUCGCCUGCGGCGUCAUGCAGGUCAUCACCUUCGCCGAGUUGACAUUCGCGACGUGCCGCAAGAUUUUAAAGACAGGCACACCAGACCCAACCCUCAACGACCGAGUUCAAGACCUAAAGGGGUUCUGCGAAAUAGUGGAAAAGCGGUGCACUCCACUUAUCCCAAUGAAAUUAAACGCCAACGAAACAAAACUGUUGGCCAUCGCUACCAGGAGUGUGGGGGCGGCCCAAGAGCUGGAAGCGGAGAUUGCGAAGAUAUGCCCUUCCUCCUCACGGGGAAAACUUUCGACUUCAUUACUAGAAACUAUGAAGGUUUUGAUUCAUCGGCGGAAAAUUGAAAAGUUGGAGAAGACAAUGAUGGAUGGUACUCAGGGAAAGGCUCUUGAGAUCCAGGCUAGUCGAGGCUUUUCUGGUCUGGAGAGUACUUUGCAGCACUUCAUCAACGCUCGCUCGCAAGGCCACACGCAGUUAACAGAGCUGUUCAACAACGAGUUCGGUAACCUCAACACCAAAAUAGCUAGCGAGUCCACACACACACGCCAACAUGUUUCCCAGCUUUCUACGCGACUGCAAGAAGAAUCAGCUCUUCUCGCCAAACGUGACGACCUGCAACGGCUUUUAGCAAGCUUGAAGUACCCAAGCAUGAACGAACGACGGAACAAUGUCACCGAUAGCUACAUCACAACGUUUGAGUGGGUGUUUAGAACAUCAGCCAAUGCAGAAACAUCCGACGACAGUUCUUCUGAAGGCUCUGGGCUUGACGAUGUUGGAUCUGACGGAACUAGCCAGUAUGGAAGCGACAUUGAGAGCGUACAUGAGGAUUCGAGUGACGAAGAAGAAGUGUCGGUUGGUCUCGUUGAAUGGCUUACAUCCGUCAAUGAACCACUUUUCUGGAUUAGUGGCAAGCCAGGAUCUGGAAAGAGCACAUUGAUGAAAUUCCUGCUCCACGAUCACCGGACAAGGAGACAUCUAGAGCUGGCUUACCCUGGAGCUCUAAUGAUCUCCCACUUCUUCUGGCUGGCUGGCCAAGAGAUGGAACGAAGUAUCAGGGGACUCCUGUGCUCUUUGCUAUACCAGCUGGUUAGCGAACGUGUGGAAGUCUACAUUGAUAUCGUCCGGCAGCUUGGCUCCAGCAAAGCAAAGUCAAAGGAGGUUUACACUGAUUGGUCAACAAAGGAGUUGCGGGAAACACUUCUUCAUGUUCUCGCAAGCUCGUGCGUACCGGCCCUCAUAUUCCUCGAUGGCCUCGACCAAGUCGAUCCUUCCGACGGAUCUUUUGCACUCUUGCAACUUGUCAAUGAUAUAUGCACGCUUCCAAACAUGAAGGUUUGCGCAUCGAGUCGCCCGGAGGUAAUCUUCAAUCGGCAACUAAGUAUAAGACCGUCGUUUCGAGUCCAGGACCUCACAAGACGCGACAUUAAAAGCUUUGCCAAGGAGCAGCGGCGAUCUUGCACAGCUGCCAAGUUUGAGCGUUCAGAUUCAUUCCGUGAUUUGAUCGGCGAGAUUGCCUACAGGGCAGAUGGCGUUUUCUUAUGGGCGGCGCUGACCGUGAAAAGUCUUCAAAGGGGUUUAGUUCAUGAGGAUUCACCGGAUGAGCUUCAACGACGACUGGACGCUUUACCCGACGGCCUGAACGCACUGUACCAGGAUAAGUGGAACCGGCACAAUGAAGAUAACCAGGUGUAUCGCGAAGAGGCCGCGAGGUACCUCAACCUCCUUCUCAAUCACGAUGAGUACGGUGUUGCGUUUGGAGGGUGCUUUGGACCGGACGGGGGUGCCACUGCCAUAUUCCUAGCCAACAAUGCCGCGUUCCGAUCUGCGAUGAUAAACGAUCAAAGCAAUGUUGCCAUGGCUGGUGAUCAGUUCAUCAAGAGUCGUUCAAAAUUUGGGAGGGAAAUUGUGGCCCGAUCUGCUGGCUUGGUUGAAGUCUCUGAGUCCAAGCCAAACGUUUAA
This is a messenger RNA of Podospora bellae-mahoneyi, 1977 nucleotides long. RefSeq lists its product as uncharacterized. The record is from RefSeq and is a predicted model, not a curated record. Bases 1 to 1977 code for a protein of 658 amino acids. Lineage: Eukaryota; Fungi; Ascomycota; Sordariomycetes; Sordariales; Podosporaceae. The transcript has 3 exons.